AUGGGCGAAUCAAAUGGUUCAAAUGGUCGGAAAGCAAUUACAUGACUAAGAACAAGGUUAAAAACAAAUUUCAGCUUGGUCUUGCAAAGAGGAGGAACAUGUUCAAAGACUUAUGUUGCUUAUGGAGACAUAAUUAUGGAAGUUAUAUCAUGAUACUGACUACACAUCUGGUUGCUGUUACACGGAGUGGGGUCGUGGCAAUGUGCGGAGAAGACACAUACAUGAAUGGGAAGGAGGUCUGUCAUGAGAAUGAAGCUUCCACUUGUAGCGGAGAAAACUUUGCAACUCACAGUGGACUAUUUUAUUCUCAUUUGGCUCUAGUUUCUGUAGAGGUGUUGUUCCACUUCACAAGACCACCAGAGAUACAUCAAGUUACAGGGAUGAGGGUUUGAGCAGAGUGGAGGAACGUUAUGACAAAUGGGUAGUUCAGAGGCAACUUGCAUCUAUCUUUGCUCUCAAGUUUCUUGUAACCAAUUUCUACAAUCAAUAUAAUCAUAUUUCAACUUGUUCUUUGCUCUUACUGGUUUUGAUACUCAAAACCGUAUCAGGGUGCACCAAAAAUAAUUAAAUGACAGCACAGAAUAUACACUGGUUUACCAUAUCAGGCUUCCCUUUUGCCAUGUUAAGAUAAAGUCCCCCAAGGAAUUGUAAUGGUCAGCCAAAAAACUACCGAAUGAAUCUCACAAAGCGAUGAAGUCAAAUGAGAUCUAACAAAUUUCCUCAGAACCUUCAGGGCAACUGAAUAUAAUUAUGAAAACAUUUACAAUAUAUAUCUUCACAGUUCAAAACAAUUUUUGGUCCUCCACCAAAUCGGCAAGAUGUGGUGUGCUAAGUAUGUCUUUUCUCGAAAAAUUACAACGCUUUACCCACAACUGGGGACUAAAGAUACAACGCUUUACUCACGAAUCUCCCAAGAAGUACCCAUUAUAACUAACGGUUUAGUUUCGUGAUCAUUCAAACAAAUUGAAUGUGUGUUGUUUCUUCACCGUGAAACGUUUUACCACUUAUCAAAUCCAAAAGCAAAACAGUUAAUGACAGGCAAAUUUUAUCAUAUAUUAUUUAUUACUUUUCCUGGUUCGACAUUCAUACCUCUGGGAAAACACCUAAUGUCAAUAAAGCUUCGCGCCCACAGUCAGACCUGCACUUGCAGAACGGCUUCAAGUUUAAAUCAAAAGAAGACAAAAACAAACAUAGGAGAAUUUGGCACAUCGAGGCAUGGCUGCAAAACAUUUCUCACCUAGUGACAUCACGUAGCUCCCAUAGAAUCCACAGAAAUUCUUCUGUUUGUGGAGGGGACUUGAGCAAACGAUCUACAGCACCCACCUGAAAGAAGUAUAUGAUAAAUAGUAGAAAAAAAAUAAAUCUACAUAUGUGAAGCAUGUGCCGUUUAUGGUAACAUGAACCCACCACCCUCAAAUGCAUUUCAAGAUUUACUCCAGUUUCCAGUAAGCUGAAAGUAAAACCCUUGGAUAUCAAAACUGAAGCAUAGCGGAGAGGGACGCACUCCUCCUUGUUCAGAUCAACAGAUCCCUUUAGAGAUUGUAUUAUUAUUGUAGCUGUCAGUUGUGAAUGAUGUAGCAAAACGCUCAAUCCUGGAAAACAUAAGCUAACAGGCUAUAUUAAAACUAUAACGCACAUAAUGAUCAAGUGUGGGCUAAAUAAAAAUACCUGCGCGAGAAGACAUAAGUGAAAGAGUAAUGAUUCCCGUAACCAUUGCGAUAUCAGUAAAGACAUCCAUAAUGUCUCCAAGUUCAGAAUGCAAUCCAGGUAUUGAGAGAAGUGCUCCUGAUCAAUGUGAAGUGGGAGAGAUAAGCCCAUGCCACGCAACACGGUAGAAAAAAGUUUUAGCAAUUAAGACAGUGCUUAAGGUAAAACUAAAGACUAAUUUAAAACAAGUGAUUUACCUUCAGAAGUGCCAACAUGUGAGAGUCAGUUCAGAGUUGGAAAAUGGACAUGGCCCAUGAAGCACUUAGUUUACUUGUGGCUUUGUAUAAAAACCCCUCACACCCAACGGCAUGCCGCGAGUAGCCUGCUCAACAACUCCAAGCAACAGCAGAGCAAUAGUGGUUGAACAUCAUGACCAAACAAAAAUAAAAGUUUAUUCUUUAAAGAGAAAUCUACAUUGUCUGCGACAUAAGACGAGACCUCCGACACUACCGUAUCCACAAAACUUAUUUGAUACAUCUUUUUUUUUUUUCUUACUUAUUUGAUACAUCAUUAGUAGCUAACUGGUCAAAGACUUUAACCAGCAGCUGCAACAAUCGCUUAACUUCGACAGGCACAUCUACAGCAGCCAGGGGUAGAGAUACUAUGUCUACAGAUGAUAGACAUUCCUCUAUCGUUCUGUUUCACAGAGUGCAAUACUAAUGUCAAGUCGUCAAGAUUACCUUCAGUGGAAUUCACAAUAUCAGUUAUAGAACGACCUUCAAGAAUGAUAAUGUACUGCCCCAAAUCUUUCACGAUGUUCCAUCAAGCUCAAGCUCCGAUAGCUACCUCUAACCACCAGAUGGUUGGUUACAACAGCCUGCAAAGAGUCCUUUAACAUAAAUUGAACCCUGCAAAUGGGAACGAUCAACCAACUUUCUGAUCGCAUAGAGGCAGGGUGAAGGUCUCCCUUUCGAUACACAAGAUGACAGAAUCAAAAGGUAUGCAAUACUUGUGCUACUAUUUUGUCAUAAACCAUAUUAUGGCAAGACAAAUAGAAAUUACACAAAUAACUUUCUCUAGCGAGUGUGCCAUCCUUAGAGUCACAGUUUUGAUACAGCUCUUGGUCAAAAGGACAGGAAAGAUCCGGUCUGAAUCUAAGAAGAAUGGAACAAAACGAAUGGGAAAAGCAACAGACAGUAAUUUGAAGAUGAGUCAUAUCGUAGCAGUUACAUUCGCUUCCAAAGGACAGGGUGCAAAGAAAAGGGUUGUAAAGUGGCUUAAACUUUGAUUCUCCUUUCUUACAAUUUAAAACAAGGCCUGGCAUAAAAAAAUUCAAUUAAAGUUUACUUAUACAUGGGAAAAAGCAUUCCAACAAAACUUAUAAUAUGUCUAUUUUACUACUUGAAGAUCUUUAAUAGUUAGAAUCAAGAAAAGGCAAGGCGACAAGGGAGAAGGGAGAAGUUUGAGGCAUUCUGCUCCAAAAACUCGCAAGCUGUGAUGAUUAGUGGCUCAGCAAAUACGUCUCUCCUAAGUCAAUACAAAAACUGCUUCAGUCUGGUUGAGAUUUUUAAAAUCAUGCCAAACGCAACUCAGCAUGUACUCAAGAAACAAAACAAAUUAACAUCACUCAGCAAGGGCUGAUUCUGACGACUUAUCGUAAAACUGGAACAAAUAGGUUACAGUCUCACUACUUAGGGAUCGAAACGACAUUAGAAGAGGUGAUAAAAAUUGCGUUUAGAAACGAAGCCACAUGAGAAUGCGAAACCCACAUGUUGGCCCGGUUGUGCUAUACGAUAUAUACUCGUACCCGAAAUUGAAUUUCAUUAACCGGAAAUACAGUUUUGCGGUUUAUGAGCUUAAUUAAUACGAACCGCCUUGGUGAAACCGGUAAUGUUGACGAAACUAUUUAUUACUAGGGUUUCGUUUUGUUUUAGGUCUUAAAGAGAUAUAGAACCAUGAAGAGGGUGAAGAGGAAGGAGACGAUACAAUGUCUUACGUUGAAGGAAGAUGAAAACGACCCGUUUUCGAUUAUUCCUCUAGAUCUAAUCGUAGAGAUUCUCCUGAAAGUUCCGACCAAAUCUGUAGCUGGUCUUGUCUUCGUUUCAAAAAAAUGGUUAUCCAUAAUCAGCGGCAAAUAUUUUAUCAGUCAGUACCUGCAGGCUCGAUCUCCACCUCGGCUUCUUUUCACAGUUUUCAGCUCCGGCAUGACAGUGCAGUUCUUACAUUCAUGUUCCCAGGUUGAUCCAUCUUCUGACAGUCAUAGGGUAAACAUAACUCCAGAGAAGAAGGAGAAGAAGAACCAUGUGCAUGCUUUUUCUCCCCCAAUCCGCGGUUUGAUCUGCCGUCAAAUGGAUUCUAGAGUGAUGAUAGGAAACCCUACCACGGGCCAAGUCGUAACGUUGCCUAGACUCAAAACUAGAAGAAGAGGUGUGUUAUCCUUUUUUGGGUAUGAUCCAGUGAAUGAUGCAUACAAAGUGUUGUGCCUGACAGUACUACGAGGUCGUCAAGAACGCGAAUCACAAGUUGUGGCCAAAGAUCAUCAAGUGUACACUCUAGGAGUUGCCCAACAAAAAUGGAGAAUGGUUGAGUGUAAGCAUCCUCAUCUUCCUCCUACUCCUUCUUACCUUACUAAUAAAGGGAUAUGUUUAAAUGGGGUACUGUAUUAUUAUGCUUGGAUAAAAAAUGAAGGAGCCUUGAUAAGCUUCGAUCUGAUAUCUGAAGAGUUUAAUGUCGUUAAGUUGCCUGAGGAUAUCCAUUGUCUAGUGAACUACACUGGAAAGGUAGCUACAACUAGGUGGCCUACCGGUAACUACACUGAAGUUCACUUGUGGGUUCUAGAAGAUGCCAGUAAGCAAGAAUGGUCUAAAGUUUCGAUUUGUGUUCCUUUUUUGAGAGAAUUAGCUGGAAAAAACCAUGGAUUCAGGUUCAGGGGUACAGUUAGUACUGGUGAGCUUAUAUUCUCACCUUUCUCUUCCCAAAAUAAGGCCCCAUUCUUUUUCAUCAGUUACAAUCUCAAGGAAAACAAAGCCCAAAAAGUUGUGGUUAGAGAAUUUGGAAGUCUUUCUUAUUACAUGGAAGUCUAUUUUGAUCAUGUCGAGAGUCCUAUGUUCUGUCAAAUCUAAGUUAAUCCGUUUUCUUUUGUUGCUUUUCAUUGAAGAUCUCAGACAGAUUGUAGUUUUGUGUGGAGACAUUUGAAGAUGAACAUUAGUUUUGUGUUGGCUAUAGUUGGACAUCCAUCCACAUUUUUAUUUUUAUUUUUAUUUAGACGAAUAAGUUUAAUCCACCAAUAGAAGAUGAAAAUGAUGUUACAUGAAGAUGGUCUGACUUGUAGAAGAGUUUUGUAAUUACAGCGGAAAAAUCUAUACUAUACUAAAAGCCCUAUAUACUCAAUGGUGAAGCUGCCACGUCACCAAAAAUAAUCAGCCAAUAAGAGAUAACAUUUUUGCCAUGUCACUACUGCUUCCGAAAAAUGAAGCUCGAAACUAGACUUCCUUUUGGGCUGUCCCUACAUUUACGUACGACCCAUAUCAAGUCCAAUAUUGCCUAGCUCUAACUUUGUCUGAAGCAUCUAGAGUUCAUCUUCCCGUCUCUUCCACUUCGUCUUCAACCCCGUUACUGCAAGCUCCUAUCAAUCAUUUAUGCUCUUUAAAUGUUUUCUCUAUUAUAAAUACCAAUUUAUCCAUUAAUCCAAGCAUUUACGAGUUCUCCAUCACUACUUCUACUAUCUCGCAUUAAAGUGGAAUUAGCAUCCUCCACCGUAGCUCCGCAUAUAAAUGGGUUCGUUGCAUGCGUUGGUAUUAUACGGUUUCUUUGAACACUCAGACUCCCAUUUCUUAAAUAAAAAUCAUGACAACAAAUCAGUGAUUAUAGUGACUAAAUGCCAGGUAGAAAAAUGGUUUUCAGAAAAUUACUACAUUUUCAUGUAAAGCCUAAGAUACCAGAAUUGAUGAAAGUUAGGACAAAGAUUAUGUCAAGAGAUACAAAAUCAUAUAUAUAAAGAUAAAUAGAGAAUUAAUAUCAAUAUAUCGAGCCUCAUAAUAAUUAAAAGAAAAUUAAUUUCAAAUUUAAUAUAUGUUUUUAUUUAUAAAAUAUUGGUAUUAACUAUAAAUAAUUUUAUACAUUUAGAAUAUUUCCACCCCUACCUAUUUCUUAUUAUAAAUUAGCAAAAUAACAAAUAAAAUUUAAAAUUAGAUAAAAAUACAUAAUAAAGGCCAAUACCAUAAUAUAACCUAAAAUGUAUAAAUUUCAAGAAUAAACAAUGCAAUAUUAAUGAAUUACAGUAGUUAAAAUGAGAUAAUUUGAGAACAAAUGGUUGCAGAAAGUUUAAAACAAACCAAAUAAAUAUAGAAAUAAUUGUAACACAUUAAAACUAAAAAUGAAAUUUAAAAAACACAAUAUCAGCAAAACGAAAUACAAUGUGAAUAGGAAAAUUGUCAAAUACACCAUAUUCAUAAUGCCACUUUUCAUAUUUACACUAAUUAUUUUUACCUUCAUUUUUAAAAAGGAAAAAAAAAGACAUUUAUAACCAUAGAGUUAACUAAUCUAGACUUGGAGUUUAUAGUGGAUGGGGUAGAGUUUUUGGAGUGUGAAAUUUAGGAUUCUAAUAAAUAUAUAAAUAAAUACUUAAAUAAUAUAAAAAACUUUUAGAAAAUAGUUUCAAAAAUCAUUUCAGUUUUCAAAAAUUCAAAAAAAUAAGUUCGAAUUUUAAAAGUAUAAUUUGAAACAUAAAUUUAUUUAUUUAUUUAUUAUAUAUAGAGAAAAUAAAUGUAUAAGAGUCUUUUGACUCUUAAUAAAGAACAUAUUUUUCAAGAUGUAUCUUUAUUAGUGGUAAACAUGAAUAAUUAUACCAAAAAAAUGGUAAACAUGAAAAUUUUCCAUGUGAAUAA
This is a messenger RNA of Brassica rapa (field mustard), 6533 nucleotides long. Its product is annotated as F-box/kelch-repeat protein At3g04660. NCBI's taxonomy places the organism in Eukaryota, Viridiplantae, Streptophyta, Magnoliopsida, Brassicales, Brassicaceae. The record is from RefSeq and is a predicted model, not a curated record. Gene Ontology annotation, molecular function: protein binding.